AAUGAUUUUCUUUUUUUGUAUUUUCAAAUAUUUAAGAAAUUUAUUCAAAAUUUGCCAUGGUUUGAAACACCGCUAAAUGUCUAUCAUGGAACUUCACCAUUCAUUGGUACAAUUAAAGUUAUUUUUUAGGCAUUUUUUCGCUGAUUAUUCGUGACGUAUUUUUGUUUUGCGUGGUAAAUCCAAUCACAACAUUGAAAUAAGUUUAUUGAAAUGUAUAAUAAUUGGCCAAAACUGGAGCGGAGUCCCUGCUCCUGGGACAAAAUGAAGGCUGAACAGGACGACGAUUCAAUUGACGAUGAUGAUCAUAAAUGUUACCUCUGGCGUCGCCGUGCUAAAUCCGAAUCCCCAACUGAUGUUUAUGAAGAAAAGCGGUCGUUUUUCCCCCAGGACAACAGCCAUGUCAAUGGAUCCAAUGGUCUGGAGCAGCCGAAAAGCUCCAAAAAAAGCCCCCAUCAGCUGCAAAGGACUCAGGUGAGCCGGGCUCGCUUUAUUCUGGCCAAGAUUGCCAAGAACGAAGCGAAGGGCAGAACGCAUCCGAAUGAUGCGCGUGACAAGGUCCGAUGCCUGGCUACGGUCGAGAAGUUCGAGAAACACAAACGGGAGAAUCCCCCGGCCUUCCAGCUUCCAAACCCACAACCGAAGCAAAAAGGACCGCCAGUGAAAAGGCGCAGAGCGGCCAAAAGGUCAAAAGUUGGUGGCCCACCUAGGACUAAGAUGUUCAAUGAGGUGGUCGAGGACAACCUAGUAAUGGCCUUGGUGGACGAGCUCCACGAUGAUGGCCGUCUGCUGAACGAAAAGUGGGAGGAGAUUGAGAGCAUAUUGGCGGACAUGGUGACCGACAGACUCAUGGCCGUGCCACAGGGUCCCAUCCCGUCCUUCGACUCCUCCGAAGUGAUCCGUGGUCACCGGGUGAUCAGGUGCGACGACGGGUUCUCGAAAAUCUUCCUGGCAGAGUGCGUGUCCCGUAUUGGUGACUCUUGGAAUGGCCUACGUAUCAGGCUCGUCCAUGCCAGCCAGAUUCCCCGGAGACCUCAAGCUCGCAUCUGGUUGCCCAAGGGGCAAACGGAUUACACGAGGGUUAUGAGCUGCCUCAGAGCUCAGAAUCUGGACGUGGAUAUGUCGGACUGGGUCAUUCUCAGGGCAGAGGAAGUCUUGAAGGCAAGUCAGCCUUUUGUGUUGCUCAUAAACCAGCGUUGCCUCCCGCAACUGGAGGCCUCCGACUACAAGGUUCGCUACGGCAUCAGAAUGGCCAAGAUCAAGGUCCUUUUAGCUGAUACCGAUAAGGUAUCAGAGGAAGACGACGAGAUUGUGUCCUGGAAACGUGAAGAGAACUUCCCAAGUUCCAGUAAAUCUCGCCGUUCUUCCAGAGAAUGACCUCGACACCCACAUACUAAUAGUAUGCUUAGACUAGAGGCUAGAAAGCCUCAGGUUUAAGGCCAUCAGCAUUAACCAUAAUAUACUCAAAGUCGGCCACAAGACUAAGAGGAUUUAAGAAACUAUAAUAACUUUAAGAACUCGCUCAAUUUUAGGAAAAAAAAUCCUGAAGCGGACAUCCACGUGUUUUAUUUACAUUUAUCAAGGAACCCUCAUAUCUUAUCAUUUACUUUAAAAGAAUGUAUUCUAUA
This is a messenger RNA of Drosophila gunungcola (fruit fly), 1625 nucleotides long. RefSeq lists its product as uncharacterized. Bases 211 to 1374 code for a protein of 387 amino acids. The record is from RefSeq and is a predicted model, not a curated record. The transcript is spliced from 2 exons. Lineage: Eukaryota; Metazoa; Arthropoda; Insecta; Diptera; Drosophilidae.